Drosophila subobscura is the source of this 2457-nucleotide messenger RNA. RefSeq names its product nuclear RNA export factor 1 (gene sbr). The record is from RefSeq and is a predicted model, not a curated record. Gene Ontology annotation, molecular function: RNA binding; protein binding. NCBI's taxonomy places the organism in Eukaryota, Metazoa, Arthropoda, Insecta, Diptera, Drosophilidae. Gene Ontology annotation, biological process: poly(A)+ mRNA export from nucleus. Gene Ontology annotation, cellular component: nucleus; cytoplasm. The coding region runs from base 359 to 2434 and encodes 691 amino acids. The transcript is spliced from 10 exons.
AUCCUUAAAUAAUUUCAUUAAAUUGCGUUUCAUUUUUUUUAUUGUGUAAACGCCAUAAAACAUUUUCAAAAAUAAAUGCAUGUAAAGUGCCAUUAAGGCAUCAAAUCAAAAAGUGGAUAGCACAUACCAUAAUUACAAACACAACGCGUUUUAGAGACGAGCUAAGAGCGCGCAUUUUUUUUGCUAGCAUUUUGGCACUAAAAAGAGCAAGAAAAAAAAAGACAACCGAACAAGUCAGCGCAAAAACAACAACAGCAACCACUCAGCUGCUGACAAGGAACGAAACGAAACGAAACAACGUGUGCGUUUGCUCUGAGAAAUAGUAUAUUUACUUUUCGUGAAAAAAACAACAGAAAAAAUGCCUAAACGCGGCGGUGGCGGCGGCGGCGGUGGUGGCAGCCAGCGCUACAAUAACAACAAUAUUGGCAAUGGCGGCGGUGGCGGAGGCUCGCGUUACUCUGCACUAAAAGAUUUUGAUGCCGAUGGCGAUGACCAGCAACGUCGCAAGGACCGCAACAAGAGACGCGUUAGCUUUAAGCCGCCACAAUUUCCACACAAAAAAGAUGUCAAGCUGCGUAUGGAGGAUUUGCGUCGUUGGGAUGAGGAUGAUGAUAUGAAUGAAAUGACUACAGCCGCUAAAGAUCGUAAUGCAUUGCGCCGUCGAGGCUCACCGAUUCCACGGGGAAAAUUUGGCAAACUGAUUCCCAACACCUUCGGGUGGUAUCAAGUCACGAUACACAAUGGACAGAUGUACGGGAAGGAUGUACUAUUGCGUUCUCUAUUGGCGGCGCUAUCUCCGCACUCCUUUGCCGCCCAGUUCUGGCGAGCCGAACGUGACAGCGUCUUCUUCUAUGUGGACGACUUUGAGGUGGCCGAGCGUAUCCAACAGCUGGGAAAGCACGCAACGCUGCCCGAUGGCUUUCGCCUGUCGCCGCGCGUGCGCAACGGCAUUCCACUGGUGACCGUCGACGAUGCCCUCAAGGAGCGCAUGAAGCAGGUCAUGGCAAAGCGUUACAAUGCCCAGACCAAGGCCCUGGACAUGUCGCGCUUCUAUGCCGAUCCCGAUAUAAAGCAGGUGUUCUGCCCCCUGUUUCGGGCCAAUGUAAUGGGUGUCGCUCUCGAUAUCAUGUGCGACAAUAUACCCGAUCUGGAGGCCCUCAACCUAAAUGAUAACAAUCUGGUGUCCAUGGAGGCAUUCAGACGUGUCGACAAGCGCCUGCCGCACCUCAAGAUACUCUACUUGGGUGAAAAUAAGCUCCCUUCGCUGGCGCAUCUAUUGGUGUUUCGUAAUCUGCCCAUUGUUGAGUUGGUGCUGCGUAACAAUCCGUGCCGCUCGCGCUACAAGGACUCGCAGCAUUUUGUCAGCGAAGUACGACGCAAGUUCCCCAAGCUGGUCAAACUGGAUGGGGAAUCACUGGGACCGGUGGUUGCCUUCGAUUUGGCCGGAGCCGGAACAAUGCCAACGACGCAGGCCUCAUUUCUGUGCGAUAAUGGCGGUGCCGAUGUGGUGCGCCAAUUCCUUGAUCAAUACUUUAACAUAUUCGAUAUGGAGAGCCGUCAGUCCCUGCUAGAUGCGUAUCACGAGCAUGCCAUGCUCUCCAUCACAAUGCCAAAUGCAGGCCAUGCGGGCAGAUUGAACAAUUUUUGGAAGUUUAAUCGAAACUUUCGCCGCAUAGUGAACCAUGAACGCGAUGACCAUCGCACGAGGCUGCUCAAGAACGGCCGACUGGCCUGUGUGGCAACCCUAAACGAAUGGCCACGAACGCUGCACGAGCGUCGCACCUUUACCGUCGAUCUAACCAUUUACAACCCCCAAAUGAUUGUGUUCACUGUGACGGGUCUGUUCAAGGAGCUGAACGGCGAAGACGAUAGGCCAUCCACCUCGAACGCCUACGAGCUGCGCCACUUUAUGCGCACGUUUGUGGUGGUGCCACAGAACUCUGGCUUCUGCAUACGCAACGAGACGAUAUUCAUAACGGCCGCCACGAAUGAGCAGGUGCGCGAGUUCAAGCGUUCGCAGCAUCAGCCAGCUCCCGGCGGUGCCACAACUGCUGCCGGCGGCGGCACCACAGGCUCGAGAAUGGCAACUGCACCCGCAUCCGCGCUACAGAAUCGUUUGGGGUCGGUAGGCGGCGGGGCCACGGCCACGGUUGCAAUCUUACCAGAAGUUGGCUCAUUGUCCCUGAAUGCUUUGAGCAGCCCCACCGGGGUGCCCCAGCCUCAGCCACCAACCGCCUUUGCCAGCACCGGAUCAGCGACAGAUGAAGCAACCAAAAUACAAAUGGUUCAGGCCAUGAGUUCACAGAGUCAAAUGAAUCUAGAAUGGAGUAAGAAGUGCCUGGAGGAGACGAAUUGGGACUAUAACCACGCUGGAUUUGUGUUUGAGAAACUCUUCAAGGAGAACAAAAUACCGCCAGAGGCCUUUAUCAAAUAGAUUUGCUACAUUGGCCCAGCAAU